This is a messenger RNA of Trichoderma asperellum CBS 433.97, 697 nucleotides long. Lineage: Eukaryota; Fungi; Ascomycota; Sordariomycetes; Hypocreales; Hypocreaceae. The record is from RefSeq and is a predicted model, not a curated record.
AAAAUGCAUCCGAUUCAGCCAUCUGCUACUUUUUAAUGCUACGACUAGUACACACUUGUUAGUGCUCGGGUGUACUUGAUGCUUGUUUUUCUCUUUUGCCUUUGGUGGCUAAAAAGUGAUGCUGAAACUGGGCUUGCACGUGCUGGUUGUUUCGUUUUCCAAGGUUUGGAGGACAAUCCGUCUUAUUCUUGCCUCUCACACGCCUCGCACUCUCACUCGCACAGGCUUCCGACAACUCCCGAAUUUCAGGAGAAAAGCAGGGAAUUGCCAUCACGAGAGAACUGGGCCGUACUCCGUACGUGGCAUGCUUUUAUUCUUCAGUCUCCUCAUCGCAUGACAUUCUUCGACCCAGCAGAAGGGGGGAAAAAAAAUCUGCGCCCGAUUCCGGAGUGGACUGCUCACAUCUCAGAACAGGACAAUCCCCCACGCGGUGCUCCUCUCACCUCAUAGCAGCCUAAACACGGCAGCAAAGAGUUCGAGUAAGCAAGGCGACAUCCAGUGGCUGAAUAGUCAGAGUUUAGGGCUCGGCUCCUCAAUGUUAGCGCUGCGACGGGCGACCCAAAUCUCCAAACGUGCGGGGAAGCUGUGUAUGCAGGCAGAAGGGGUGGCGGCAGGGAUUUGCUUGGAGAUAGCUGCUGGUAUUAUCAAAAUGCUGCUGUCAAGCUGCUCUCUGCCGCUGCCUAAUGCUAGUACUAAC